Emiliania huxleyi CCMP1516 is the source of this 1362-nucleotide messenger RNA. RefSeq lists its product as hypothetical. Lineage: Eukaryota; Haptophyta; Isochrysidales; Noelaerhabdaceae. The transcript has 4 exons. The record is from RefSeq and is a predicted model, not a curated record. The coding region runs from base 1 to 1362 and encodes 453 amino acids.
AUGAGCAGUCUCUUCUCCUCGGUCGCCUCCUACACAACCCGCGGGGAACUGGCAGCCGGGAUGAUCCCGGAGCCCGACGACGCCAUCGCCUUCCUCUACGACCACUCACAGGUUCAGCAGUUCGAGCUGCGGCUCAGCCCGGAGAACAUGAAGUUCCUCGACGACGAUCCCACCGCGGAGGAGUGGGUCCCCGGAACGUUGGUCUACGAGGGAGUCAGCUACGACAAGGUGGGCAUCCGCUACAAGGGGAGUGUCGGCUCCUGGAUCGGUUGUGUGGAGAACGCGACGCCCGAUAAAAUGGCGGCCGGAGAACUGGACAUCUCUGGUGCUCGCGUUUGCUCCAAGCUGUCGCUCAAGGUGUCCUUCAACAAAUAUGACAAGGAAGGCCGAUUCUUUGGCGUAAAAAAGCUGCUGUUUCAUUCGAUGAACAACGACCCCUCCCAACUAAGGGACCGACUCGCCUACCAGCUCUUCCGCUGGAUGGGCGUCGCCGCUCCACGAGCCAACCACGCUAUCGUCACCAUCAAUGGGCGGACGGGACUUUACGCCAACAUCGAGUCGGUCGACGGCCGCUUCACGCGCAGCCGCUUCGCAACCGGGCCAGACGAUGGCGAGGGCAACCUCUACAAGGAGGUGUGGCCGACCGCCGGCGCGCUCCCUCUCGCCCCACUGACGAAGGAGCGGCUGCACGAUGCGCUCGAGACGAAUGAGGACGAGGCGUCGGUCGACGACAUCCUCCUCUUCAAUGAGCUCAUCAUCGACGACUGGCUCAAGGCCAGUGGCAACAAAGAGGGGUCGCCUCGCCGCCAUCUUGAGAGGUACUUUAAUGUCCCCAACCUGGCCAGCUUCUUCGCCGUCGACCGCACCAUCCGCGCGGACGAUGGCCCCUUCCACUUCUACUGUAGCCCCGAGGGGUUCCUCUUCGUCACCGAUGAGUGGGACAACACCGAGGCCAAGUGCGAGCCUCAUGGCGCUGAGGGGCCCGGGCUCAUGCAGAUGCCUCCCUCCUGCGACCCGCUGAUCCGCACCAUGGCCGAGAGCUACAAGGGCGAGUACGAAGCCGCCGUCGACCGCCUGCUGUCCGGUCCUUUUAGUGCCGCCACCGUUGACGAGAGCCUCGAGCGGUGGAGUGGCCAAAUCCGAGAGCUGGUCGCCGAGCUCUACUCAAAGGACGCGGGGCUCAUCUCGCCUGCCGACUGGGACGCGGGCCUGGAGGAACUCAAGUCGCGCGUCUACUUGUUGCGCGCCAUGGCGAGCGGAGAUGUCACCUUCAAGGCCCGGGCGCGCGGGGGACCGGCAGCGGCAGAGGCGAAGGGCUUGGACACCGAGUUUUUCUCCUUUUUCGCCACCUGUGGAGUCUAA